CAACCGCCACCCGAAAAAAAAACAAUCGUUGAUCGCAGUAGCCCACCAAACACCAACCAGCCACCAACAACGAUCGCCAAGGACGACUCGCGUAACCAUGGUAGCCAUAGUUACGAGAAAAUAACAAGCUGAAAGGUAUGUAGGUCAAGUGCAGACCCCCUUUUCAGCCAUACCCGCUUGGGACGUUGGUGAGGUUGGAAGCACUUACUAAUUUCUCUCUCUCUCUCUCUCAUUUCAGAUAGCCGGAGAAAUGGGCGCCAAGAUGUCUCGCCGAACUGGGCGGAAGGCCGCUGCGGCCGCGAAAGAGGCCACUCCGGAGAUUCGAGUGGACGAAACGUACGUUGACCGGGUUGCGGGUGGCGGACGGGUUGACGGGGGAAAUGACUUGGCGGGGGGAACUCCGGAACCGGAUCCGCCGGUUUCGGAACAAAAUUUAACUGACAAUUGUUUUGACCAUUCCGUUAAACCGGCGGAUCCGAUUCUGGAAGCCCCAGUGGUAAUUGAAAUUCCUUUAAAUAAUUCUUUGGACAAUGCUACGGCGGUUCCGAUUCCGGAACCGCCCGUAGAUCAAAAUUCUUCUCUGACUAAUUUGACCAUUUCAGGGGGAAUCGAGGGCCAAAUCGAUGGGAUUACCGUUGUUCCGAUACCAGAUCCGCCGGUUCCGGAACAAAAUUUAACUGACUUUUGUUUUGAUCAUUCCGUUGAACCGGCGGAUCCGGUUGCGGAAUCUCCGACGGUAAUUGACAUUUCCAUAAAUAACUUUUCGGACAAUGCUACGGUGGUUCCGAUUUCGGAACCGCCUGUAGGUCAAAAUUUUUCAUUGACAAAUUUGACUAUUUCAGGACUAUGCCAGGACCAAAUUGAUGAGAUUACCGUUGUUCCGAUACCGGAUCCACCGGUCACGGAGCAAAAUUUAAAUAACGAUCCUUUGGUUGAUUCCGAAAGACCGGUGGAUCUGGUUGAGGAGUCUCCGGUAGUCGAUUCAGUUGAAUUUUCGAAACCGACCAGCGAACGUUAUGUUCGCAAAAUUAAUUUGUCCAUUUCAGACACUUCGGUGGGAGUUCCGGAACCUCGAAAUUCUAAAAAAUCCGUUCGAUUUUCAGAUCUAGCCCAGGUUAAAGAGUUUACAGCGUCGGAAUCUUCAAUUCCGAUCCUGUACUCGCUUUUGGUAAAAGAUCCCCCGACACAAAAUUCAAAACAUAUUACGUAUUUUUGGUGCUACUCCUGUCAAAAUUCUCGUACGAAUUCUUUGCCCUGGUUGCUGCGAUUGCGGUAUUCCAAAUUCUCAAUGUAUUUGCGCCAUUUGUUUUGUAGUUCGAUGAUUUGCGCUGUUAUUUGUUUGGUAGUUUUUGUUUGAAUUGUUUAAUCUUUUUUCUCGUUUCAUGAGCUGUUUCUUGUUACUAGCGAUUCCUUGUUACUGAUGACGAGACGAUUGGGCUGGAGAUUUAAAGUUAAAGAAAUAUUGUUGAUGAUGACGAUGAUGCUGACAUGAAGAAGACGACGAUGAUGAUGAUGACAAUCGGACGCAGAUUUUGAGAUUUUUGAUUCGAUGAGAUGAUUAUUGGAUGGAUACUGAGUUGCUGGACUUAAGGACGAUAUUGACGGCUAGAUGGAAGAUUGCUUGAAGACUGAAGAAUAUUAUUUUUUAAUAAAUGACAUGUAUUUUAUUUCUGUAAUCAAUUUUUAUAUUGUUUGAAAUAAAUUUGUGAAAACAAAAUUGUCCU
Molecule: messenger RNA, 1724 nt
Organism: Culex pipiens pallens (northern house mosquito)
Lineage: Eukaryota; Metazoa; Arthropoda; Insecta; Diptera; Culicidae
Exons: 3
Coding region: 251-1357 (368 amino acids)
Source: RefSeq, a predicted model, not a curated record